Molecule: messenger RNA, 655 nt
Organism: Linum tenue
Lineage: Eukaryota; Viridiplantae; Streptophyta; Magnoliopsida; Malpighiales; Linaceae
Source: the annotation of a GenBank genome assembly
GCAUUAUAUGUGAAUGUAAUCAAUCAAAACAAUAACCAAAGAGUUCCGAAGAAACAAAGAAAUAUCAGUACUAUUUUCGGAGACCAGAACGAGCUGUCUUAUCCAUUGGCAUCGAAACAUCUUCCCCCCCUACUUAUAUGAACCGGUGCAGGACAGACCCAUACUUGGAUUAGAACAGAACCAAACCUUGCCACCAAGCAGCAGAAGAAACCAAUCAUUAUCCACACAAAAAAUGCAGGCAGCUCCAGGCAUGAUAGCCCUCAUCGUUCCCAUGAAACCAGUGGCCAGUAACUUAUCUGGCCAAGCUGCAGUAUCCCCAAGAUGGCCAUCGGCCUCUUCCCGCAGCAGUAACACUAGCUUCGUCGUGCGAGCAUCUUCUGUGAACUACAACUCCCUCGUCUCGGUAUUCCCAGCUGAGGCCUGCGAGAUCCUGGGUGGAGAUGUGUGCUUGGCGGAAAUGUACCCAGAAGUGAAGCUGCAGAGAGGAGAUGAUGAUCAUCAAGGCAGGAAUAAUCAACGAGCCAGAGUUGCUUCAGACCUUGUUGAGAGAGAGUACCUGGAAUACAAUGAUGCCAAAACGGUGUUCCCUGCAGAGGCUUGUGAUAAUCUUGGUGGAGAAUUCUGCAGCAGCGAGUAUCAAAGAGGAGUGCAUUAA